AUGGGGUAAUGUUCUUGUCAAGAAUCAAUUCCUAUCACAAAUGAGGUUUCUCCAAUAAAUUUAUUUCAGAAACCCAUAAUCAUUACAGAAGAAUAGGUUAAUGUAAAUUAGGCUACACAUUCUUUAGAAGUGGAUAAAGCAUUUUCUCAAGCAAAAACUAAAUAAAUGGAAGAUUCAGAGGAGUUAGAAUUACAUAGACCAAAUAAGGCAGAAGCUUGGGAGACAUCUAAGUUGUUUGAAACUAUUUCUGAAAAAGUUAAAGUAAAAUACAAGUUUAAACAUUCUAGGAAUUAUAGAAUAUAUUACCACCUUUAGAUCUAGAAGAAAGAGAAGGAUAUUUUUAUGGAGUUUAUGAAUUAAAAAAUGGAUCCUUAUAUCAAGGUACUUGGAUAGAAGGUUUAAGAGAAGGAAAAGGUAAUCAUAUCAAAUAUGUUUAGGAGCAUAGAUAAUGAAGAAUGGAGCAUUAUAUGAAGGCUAUUUUGUUAAAGGAAAAUCUAAAGGUUAAGGAAGAAUGAUAUAUCCAGAUGGAGAUUAUUAUAUUGGUGAAUGGUUGGACGAUUAACGUAUUAAGUUUUCAUAAUUUUAGUUCAUGGAUAUGGUGAGUACUAUCAUGCAGAUGGAACUAAAUAUAAAGGAAAUUGGGAAUUCGAUAAAUAGCAUGGAUAUGGAGAGGAAUAUUUUAAAGAUUCUUCAAUUUUUAAAGGAUAAUUUUAAAAAGGUAAAAAAUUUGGAGAAGGACUUUUUAUAUUUCCUGAUGGAUCUCAGUAUGAAGGCUAAUUUUAAAGUAAUUAUUUUUCAGGGAAGGGGUACUAUUACAUCAAUAUAUUGUAUCUAGUAAAUAUACUUGGCCUAACAAAAAAUAAUAUAUUGGUUAAUGGGAAUAGAGUAAAAUGAAUGGAUAAGGUAUAAUGAUUUGGUAAGAUGGAACUCGAUAUGAAGGAUCUUAUUUAGAGGAUAAAAAACAUGGAUUUGGAACUAUAACAUGGCGUAAUUUUAUGAUCAUUUUAUUAGCUGAUUCUCGAUGCUAUUCAGGUUAGUGGUUAAAUGGGAAAAUGCAUGGAAUAGGAGAAUAUACUAGUUCGACUGGAUAAGCAAGGAAAGGAGAAUGGCUUAAUGGCAAAAGAGUCAAAUGGAUUUGA
Messenger RNA from Paramecium primaurelia, 1139 nucleotides. The record is from the annotation of a GenBank genome assembly. NCBI's taxonomy places the organism in Eukaryota, Ciliophora, Oligohymenophorea, Peniculida, Parameciidae.